AUGAGCAUGCGCCCCGCGCGCUCCGGUGCCCACGUGCCGGCCCUCCUGCGCGCCGUGGGCAGGGCGUAUUGGAACCACUCGCCGCUUCCCGCGUCGGCAGCCGCAUCCCAGCGCCUCGUCCCAGACCAUUCCGGUUCCGCCCCUCGCCGUCCACCCUCUCACCCGCUCGCCUCUCGCCCGUUUCUGUCCCUUCCUCCGCCCGCCCCUCUACUGCUGCCCGCCUUACUCCGCCAACCCCCUGCCCGCCACCUGUGCACCGAGGGGCCUGCGGUCGGCAAGGCGCGCGAGCAGACAGCGGGGACAGAAGCAGCAGCGGCUGAGGCUGAGGGGGGAAUGGCGCAGGGUGCGGGGCAGGAGGCGGAGGGCAGAGUUGGCGGCGAGGGGAGUGCGCAGGAGGAGGAGUGGCGGCGGCAGGCGGAGGAGGCGCGGGAGCGGCUGCUGCGCGCGUACGCGGACAUGGAGAACCUGCGCCAGCGCGCCCAGAGAGACGUCGACGCCGCGAGGCUCUUCGCCGUGCAGGGGUUUGCCAAGGGGCUGGCGGACGUGGCGGACAAUCUCUCUCGGGCUGCCGCCUCUGCCUCCCUGCCGCCACACCCCGCCUCCCCCGGCAGUGGGCAGGGCAAGGGCGGGGAGGGUGGGGGUGGGCGCGACCCGGAGGCGCUGCUGAAGUCGCUGUUGGAUGGCGUGGAGAUGACGGAGAAGCAGCUCAUGCAGGUGUUUCGGCAGCAUGGCAUGGAGCGCCACGACCCCAUGGGGCAGCGCUUUGACCCCAACCUGCACAACGCCGUGUUUGAGCUCGACGACCCCACCAAGGAGCCCGGCACCAUCGCCCACGUGCUCAAGGUGGGCUACACUCUUCACGGCCGUGUGGUGCGCCCAGCCGAUGUGGGCGUGGUCAAGGGCAUUGCUCCCCAGCGUCCCGCCGCACUGCACACCUCACUCUUGCGCUCGCAUCGCCUCGCACUGACCCCGCAGCUCUCACCCACAACGUCCUUCCGCCUGCCUCGCCUGUCGCCUUCCCGCCCCCCGUGGAGCCAUGCGAGGCCAACUCGUCGCGAUCCCGCGCUGUUCCUCGCUCUUCCCGCUCCGCGCGUCUCACGCGCUCGCCUCGUGCUCUCUCGCCCCUCCCGCGCCACCCCCGUGCCCCUCUCGCUCCUUGCGGUCUUUCCUGCGGCGGCUCGCCGCGUGAGUAGUGGACGGGUGCGACAGUAUCCUGUGUGCGACAACCGGCGCGGGGAUGGUGGCGAAGCGAACUCGACAGCUGGUCAUUGUGAGACGCGCGGCUGCUGCCGCCCCUGGUGCCCCCCUCCACCCGCCCCUGUUGCCCCCCUCCACCCGCCCCUGUUCCCCCCCUCCACCCGCCCCUGUUGCCCCCCUCCACCCGCUCCUGCUCGCACCGCUCUCGCCCGCCUUCAUCUGCGCGCACUGCGUGCUGCUGCCGCCUCGCUCCAUCCAUCCCCCUCUCUCCUUCUCUCCGUGCCCUCACUCUCUCGUGCGGCGCGGUUGCUCGCGUUUUCCUGCCAUGCAACCUCAUCACAUGGCGUGUUGACACGUGCCGUGUUGCCACAUGGUGCCACGUGGCAGGGCGUAUUGGCGGGCUGCAUCAUCACCGCUAUCCUCUAUCUCUUCGCCGUGCUCCAGGUGCGCGCAGGUGCGCGCAGGUCGCCCACCCAUCCCCUACCUCCCAUGCCACUCACUCCCAUGUCGCUCACUCCCAUGCCACUCACUCCCAUGUCGCUCACUCCCAUGUCGCUCACUCCCAUGUCGCUCACUCCCAUGUCGCUCACUCCCAUGCCACUCACUCCCAUGUCGCUCACUCCCAUGCCACUCACUCCCAUGUCGCUCACUCCCAUGCCACUCACUCCCAUGUCGCUCACUCCCAUGUCGCUCACUCCCAUGUCGCUCACUCCCAUGUCGCUCACUCACAUGUCGCUCACUCCCAUGUCGCUCACUCCCAUGUCGCUCACUCCCAUGUCGCUCACUCCCAUGCCACUCACUCCCAUGUCGCUCACUCCCAUGUCGCUCACUCCCAUGUCUCCAUCCGCGUUGCUCCCACCUCGUGCAUCCGUCAUCUUCACCUUCCCUCCCCUCUCUCCCCUUUGCUCUCUCCAUCAUCUCGCCUGCCUUUCGACCGCUCUCCAGCAAGUGGCGCGGAUGGCAGCGGCGGACGUGGUGGGGGUGGUGAGGGAGGAGGUGGGGCGCGUGGGCGGGCAGGUGGAGGCGGUGCAGGCGCUGCAGCGAGCCAGUGCGCAGGCUGGGGGGGAUAGAGGGGCGGCGCUGGAGGCGAGGGCGAGGGAGGCGGAGGAGAGGGCGGCGCAGCUGAACGACACGGUGGGGCGCCUGCAGGCCGCUCUCAGGCAGCACAGCGCCACCAUCGCUGCCAUGCAGGCAGUGGAGCAGGCAGCAGCAGGGGCGGCAGGUGCGGAAGGGGGGCGGGCGCUGGGCAGGACGGUGGUGGAGGAGGACCACCCGGGGCGAUGGAGGCAGCACACCUUCCACCGCACCGGCGCCUAUGGCUUCAUCCAGUACAGUGCGUACCGGGUGUCAGCGGCGCGCAUAGCGGUGGUGGGGAUGGGCGCACUGGGGCUGCGCAGCAAGCGGCGAGUGGAGGGGUGCUGGUGGCACCGCCUGGACGGGCACACGGUGAUCGCGGGCAAGCUCACGCAGAUGGUCAUGGAGGAGCACCACAACUACCUCUACGAGCUGGUGGUGCUGCAGUGCGCGCUGGAGGAGGAGGUGGCGGAGACGGGCGGGCAUCUGCGCAUCUUCCUCGACCGCCAAGUGCUCUUCCCCUUCCGCGAAGACACCAAGGAGAAGAUAGACAACGGAACGGGACCCAUGCCGUACCGCUUGGCGUACUGCGGCCCCCCCAUGCACGCGGAGAUGGAGCAGCGCAGCGUGCAGCAGUUCAUCGCCUACCACCGCUACGCCGCCGGCUACGACCACUUGCAGCUGUACGACGCCACCGCCGUCACGCCCGCCCUCACAGCGGCGCUGCAGCCGCUCAUGGACGACGGGCUGCUGACCAUCGCUGACUUCCGCCAGGCCUACCAGUUUGACUCCUGGUACUUCUCCCAGGCGGUGGCGAUGCACGACUGCAUGUACGGCAUGCGGCAGCGCGCGGACUGGAUAGCCUUCCACGACCUGGACGAGUACCUCGCACUGCCCCCGCCCGCCUCCGUGCCCGCGCUGCUGCAGCGCUACGCCGCACUGCCCUACAUCACACUCGGCAUGUACGUGUUCAGCGCGCACCUGUGUGAGGAGGGGCCCGAGGACGUGUGGAGCGACGAGGAGAAACGCUUUGCGGUGGAGCGCAUGGUGCAGCGGCGGGCGACGCCGUACUGCCUGCGUGCUGAGGACGACCCGAAGCUGUGCAUCGACUACUACGGCCACCGCAAGAUGUUCCUCAACCCCCGCAAGCUGAGAUCGUCACUGUUUCGUGCUGGUCGGUGGUGGCCAUGGGGCGGUGGGGCAUGCGUGGGCGGUGGUGGGCAGGUGGAGGCGGUGUACGUGCACCUGGUGGACAAGCCGGCCACGGGCGGGGUGGACCUGAGUGUGGACGAGAUGUACUUCGCCCACCUGCGCUCGCUCACCGGCAAGGCCGUGGCGUGCCGCCCGCCCACGGACAAGGAGAACGACCUGCCGCCCGCGGAGCUGGAGAGGUGCACCACCGUGGCUGAGACCGCUGCGCGCGCCCGGGAGUGCGCCCAGGAGGGCUUCUCCAACCAGGUGGGCCGGUGGGCAGGGCCGAGGGGUCGUUGGGUGCGCUCUAUGAUGGGUCUCCGUGCCUCCCCCACCACUGCUGCUAUUGCCUGCCCUGUGCGUGGCUGGUGUGUGUGCUGCACCACUCACGCCCCCCACUCCCCUAUGUUUUCCUCUGCAGUUCCUGUGCAAGCCCAGAGCCACACGCUAGCUGCCUCUCCACACGCCUGCCAUUUGCUCCGCCUGCCGCCGUGCAGCAGUAACCUGCCAUGCCCACCUCGUUCCAAGGGGAAGGGGCAUGCUUCGAGCAACGCACUUGCUGUGCCAUGA
Messenger RNA from Closterium sp. Naga37s-1, 4032 nucleotides. NCBI's taxonomy places the organism in Eukaryota, Viridiplantae, Streptophyta, Zygnematophyceae, Desmidiales, Closteriaceae. The record is from the annotation of a GenBank genome assembly.